CCCAGGAGCCCCAUCAUUGUCAGCAACUUAGGUCAGUGGCGUGGAAAAGGCGUGGGAAAAAUACGCUCAGACCAAUCUGUCGACAUCUUUGGAGGGUCCGCACCAUUUGCUUGUACAUAGUAUGCGGGAAAGCAUGCUAUUCCUUUCGAAUUGACCACUCGAGUAGUGUCUGCGGAGAUGAUCCAGGCACAGGAGUCAUCUGUCGGUGCGGGGCACAGGACUAUACAUAUGCGAAUUGUCUCGACUGCGAUGUUCGGACCACAAGUACUUGUUCGAGGCGAUAACCACGAACAAUGUCGACAGCCACGGUAGUUGAAGAUCUGCCCGUACUGACGAAACCGAAGAGAACACGUAAAACUCACAGCAAGGUCAGGACAGGAUGCCUGACGUGCAAAAUUCGAAGAAAGAAAUGUGGGGAAGAGAAGCCCUUCUGUCUGCGCUGCACAAGUACAGGUCGGAAAUGUGAUGGAUACCCGCAGCAGCCGUCGCCGCCAACCUCAAAUGAAGACUCUCCCAUAAGCAUCUGUGAACCCGAUCCGAAGCGCCAGAAGACAAGUACAAAUGGCAAAGUGGCUAUUCCCUCACUUCCGAGAACAACCAAACCGGCGGGUAUCGAUGAAGACUUCGCUCAGUUGUACAGACCACCUGUCAAGGUCAUGUUCGAGGCUGACAAUGACUUCUACUGUUUCGACUUCUUCCGAUCGCGAACAGGCCCGGAAUUUGCCGCAUAUUUUGACAGCUCCAUCUGGCGCACAUAUGCUGUAAAAGCCGCUCUGCAGCAUCCGACUGUGCUAGCAGCCGCAACGGCCGUCGGCGCCGUUCACCGCAGAUUUGAGCUGGGUAUCUCACGAGAAGCCUUCGAAUACUGCGAUCUCUCAGACAAAUUGUAUCAGAAAGCGCUUCGAAUGCUAUCAAACGACUUAGCUUCCGACCAUCCGAGUGCCGCUGAAAUCAACAUGAUGACAAUGAAACUGUUCAGCGUAUUCGAGACGUUCCAAGGCAACUAUGAUCUGGCACAGGCGCAUAUGACAAAUGGCUUGAAGGGCCUACUCCGGCAAAAUCGGCGCACUACCUACAGAGACACUCACUACCGCACCGUAGACAUCAACCACGAAAGCCUUCGAAAACUAUUCCUCAAGCUCGAACUAGAAUCAGUUCGACUAUUCGACGGGCCGGCCAACAUUCUCAGCGACCCGGAAGGAUCCCUCCCCGUACCCCCUCUUAACCCUUUUGACCCCGAUUCACUCUCGUAUCUUCCCGACCCGAAUCCCUACCCAAUCCCUCGAGCAUUCACCUGCCUUUCGCAGGCCCGCGACGUUCUCUUCACCGAGACGAAAUGGAUCUGGCACACCUGGACGCUCCUCGAGCAGGGCCUCCUGGUGGGCUCCCGCUUCACGCGCCAUCAUACACACAUCUCCCGCCUGCUGCAAUGGUCAAUGGCCUACGCUGAGUUCUCCAAGACGGAGCGCAGCCGACGAAAUUCUAACUCGCACGAAAAGCACUGCGGCCACCUUUUGAAGGCGUACCGCGAAGCCGCCUAUUUAUUGCUACUCACGCAAAUGGCCUUCCACUCCCCUGAGACGGGCGAGGUGAUUGUCCCUCUGUGUGACCCGCCCGAGACUUGCGAUUGCCACAAAUCGUGCCGGACGUACGCGGAGCGCAGGGAGGCUCUGAACGCGCAUUUCGCGCGCAUCCUAGUCCUGUGCGAGAGUAUCUUCAAUCAGAGUUCGUUUUUCGCGUACGAGGAGCACAGUAUCAGCGUGGACUCGGGCAUCGGACCACCAUUGUACCUCGGCAGCAGGAGAUGUCGGAGUACCAAGGUCAGGCAUCAGGUCACGUGCCUGCUGGAGGAGAGCGAAAUCCAGAAACGUGUCUGGGAUACGCUGGGCGUGUACACGAUCGCAGAGAAGUUGAGCAGUAUUGAAGAGCACGCCGUGGUUGGCUGCGGGGCAGUCGCAGCGGAGCUGGAGCCUAAGUGGGUGGACAUCACGUUCUUUUUGGAUGAGAGGAGGGCGCUCUUGAGGUAUUGUACGGCGGACCCCGAGGGGAUGGGCGGUAAAAUGAGAGGGACGGGCCUGGUUACGGAGCGGUACACAGGGAGUGGGAGUGGCGGUUUGGUGUGGACGCAGGAGUGGAUCGCCUUUUGAUCAUGGAUGUCGAGGAUCGUGGGAAUGAAUAUGCUCAUCCUGCAUGGCCUCUGUUGCAAUGCUGGGCUUAUGGUCUGGGUGGCACGUCUUCAUGGGAUGUCCAUAUCGGAUGGGUUGGAUGGACAAAACACACACUUGUAAAUGGCGGUCAAAAGGAAGAAUAUGAGCGAGUAGUUGUUUCAUGAAUUUCCCAUUCUUGAUUGUGGCAUUUAUCUGAACGGAUCGCUCCACGGCCAGAUGACACGACUAACGCCUUGCUAGUCUGACAUACAACUAUAUAAUCG
This is a messenger RNA of Exophiala xenobiotica, 2431 nucleotides long. RefSeq lists its product as uncharacterized. The coding region runs from base 294 to 2147 and encodes 617 amino acids. Lineage: Eukaryota; Fungi; Ascomycota; Eurotiomycetes; Chaetothyriales; Herpotrichiellaceae. The record is from RefSeq and is a predicted model, not a curated record. The transcript has 3 exons. Gene Ontology annotation, molecular function: DNA-binding transcription factor activity, RNA polymerase II-specific; zinc ion binding. Gene Ontology annotation, biological process: regulation of DNA-templated transcription.